AUGGACGUCAACAGCAAUAGGUCAAAUCAUCAUCAAUCUAGCAAACCACGGCAUAUAUCUAGGUUAAAAAAGGAGAUGCUCGAGCACCGCAUUCAGCACAAUCCCUUCAGCUCCCCGCCAUCCUCCACAGGUUCCCACGAUACUGUUAGCACCACGACCGAGGAACUCACCCGAAAUCUCUCCAAUUUUUCUUUCAGUCCGGACGGCGAGGGCACCCGCCGGCUCAGCGAAGACUUCACCAACCCGGCCAAGAGGCAGGCUACCCGAUCUGGCCGGUUCGGUUCCUCAAGGCAACCUCGUGAUACAAACACCGUACUUAACACCUCGGCCAUCGCGCGCACCUUCCCCGAAUGGAGCGGACUUCUCAACAACAAGACCAAUAACCAGGACAAGGACACGGCGACGCUGACCCAGACGUUCGACUUUGCCGGAGUAAUAAAGCCUCUCACAAACGGAGCCAACGGUGGGAAGGAGAAUGUCCCCCCCGCCAGAGAGGUCACCGAGGAGCAGACUUUUGACAACCCAUUGGACUCGAGGAAAAAACGAACCCGGGCUGAUAUGCAGGCCCGUGUCGAAAAUGAAUCUGAAUGCUCUACAGUACUCUCAUUAUCGAUGUCUCCAGGUCGGCAUGGGCGCCGGUCCCGUUUCCAGAACCUGGAUGGUGUCAUGUCUCCUGAGGCCCCCAAAAGGUCUAUCCAAGAUAUGGUUUCCAAGAUCCGCACCGAAAAGCAGAACAGCCGGCGCGACAUGACGCCACGAAAGUAUUUGAUGAGGGAACCUUCUGCUGCACAGCCCAACCCCGACACUCUCCAAGGCCAGAGUUUCGAAGAAGGCCGUUCGUUUUUCCUACCGGGCUUCCGACACCUUCCUGAUUGGACAUCCGGUACUCUCAAGUUCAGCACCAUGCAGAACGGCGUUCCUGUUUUCGUCAAGUCCAAGACUGGUGUUAGGUUUGACCAGUCGACGAAUGGUCACGGCGUUCUCAACUCUGUGAGCAUUCCGGAGGAGGACGCAGAAAUCUUUGUGUCAAUGGAUAAGCUCCAAGAUGAGGUGCGCGAACUCCAGGAUCACGACGCUAUGCUCCAGCGUGAGGCAGAGAAGUUGCAGCGCGAGGUGAACCAUCUCCAGUCUGAGCUCAAGAGGUUCAAGAGUAGGCACCCUUCGGACAGCGCUAUCGGCUCUGACACGGACGGUUCCUUUAGGCGCAGCAAUGGGCAUGACCAGGAAUUAGAGGGUCAGAUUCAGGAGCUGCGGGAUCGUCUCAACCAUGCGAGUCAGCAAGUUGGUAUAAAUGAUAUCCACAGCGCCGCGCUCUCUGCUGAGCGUGAUGAGGCGUUGCGUCAGGCAUCGAUCGCUCGCGAGAGGGCUGCUAAACUGCAAGCUGAGCUGGAGGCAUCACAGAAGGAUCUCCAGUACUCGCUGCAGUUCCGUCAGGAUAAAGAGUCAUUGCAGCUUGAGAAUGGCAUGCUCAUGUCUGAGGCCGAGGUCAUGCAAAAACAACGGGAUGAGGCCAUGCAUGACAAUGCGACUUUGAUAGCAGAGAAUGAUAGGCUUCGCAGGGAACUAGCUGGGGUUCGGAAGGACCUCAAGGCUACUCGUGAGGAGCUUGCCUCGGUUCGCAAGCAAUACGAGGCUCUGAAGGAGGAAAGGAAGAUGUUUGUCGAUGAUCACAAAAGUAUGGAACGGAACAAUGACACCUACUUCAAGGAGAACAAGAAGCUUCAGGCACAGGUUGCCGCCCGGGACCAGCACAUCACUGAUCUUAAGAAGGGUAUCAGCGCCCGUGACAAGAUCAUUGAUAGCAUGCAGGGUCUGACCACGGAUACCGCUGUGCUUCAGUUGAAUGCGGACCUCGAGGUGGAAUUGGAACGUCUUACCAACCAGAUGGAGGAGCUCAAGGACGACAUUCACGAGAAAGACAGCCACCUCAACGACAAGGAGACCCGUAUCCGUACGUUGAAGGAUGAUAACAUGGAGAUUUCCAUCGACAACGAGCGCCUCAAGGAUGAGAACCGGCGUUUGCGGGAGGAACAGAAGGAGAUUGAAGACCAGUGGGUGGACGAACGGCAAAAGGUCGUUCGGCUGAGCCAGAUGCUGAACAGCAAGUCAUUGAACGACAAUGAGGAUUGUGUGCGCUUGGGAGAUGAUUUCAGGAUCAAGGAAGCCGAGCUCCAGCGCAAGCUUGAUCGCCGGGAAGCCGCCGUUAGGAAGGUCAAGCUGCUCACCGCCAAGAUUGCCGAGAUUGCUGAGCAGGAGUUUACGGCGCUUGCGAUGAGGACGACCAAGGUCAAGGUUGUUGAUCCUAAGGAUGUGGAUGACUUCACUGGUAAGAGCAGCAACAUGCACAUCGACGAGGAUCCCACAACCGAACUCCACAUGAACGCCCAAGACACGGACUUUGCCAGUGUCAUGGAGGGCGAGCUUGCUAAGCUCAAGCAGACAUAUCAGGACCUUCAGCGUCGACAGCAGCAAGGCGAUACCCAGCAGUUUACCGACUACUCUUUACCCCAGCUGCCUAGUCUUCAGCGGAGCAAAUCUGACAGUGUUGUUUCAUCCAAGAUUGCUCAACCGCUUCCUGGUAUCCUUAAGAAGUCUAGUCAGUUUGCCCCGUUGGAGGAAGACACCGGUCGGUUCAGCGUGCGGUCAGCUAUGAGCUUUGCCAGCCCGCUCGACGACGAGUCUGUUCAGAUCACGCAGAACAACACCCGCCGGUCUGUUGCGAGUGAGGCCACCCGGCCGGAGUCUAGGAUGCGCCGGAACUCAGAGAACACCACGACUCAACAGCAACAGCACACAGGGACGGUAGAGCCCAACAUGACUUCUGCGUUUUUCAUGCCUGACAUAACCCUGUCCGGCCGGAACAAACAGCAGCAAGCUGCCUCCUCGAAGCAACAAAGCAACGUCCCCUCCCUCAGCAAAGACGCCCGGCGCGUGUUGGAUGGUAUCUGCAACCACAAAUCAGGCAACUGCAACGUCUGUGUCCGCAUCGCGGCGCAUGGUGCCUCGGCCAAGGAAACUACCCAAAACCUUUCGUCGACCAAACUUCAACUCUCAGUCGAAGAACUCAAACGCGGCAAGAAGACCGUCUCAGUAGAGAAGCCCGUCCCGGCCUCGGACAGGUACUACACCGACGAGCCGACCAUGCGCCCCUCGAUGUCACCGGGGGAAGCCCUCGCUAUUCUGAUCAAGGAGACCCAAGACGAGAUUGAGCACUUGCAGAUGGAGCUCAAGAGGGUGAAUGAGGGGUAUUUCUCGUUGGACAAGUCGGUGGGUGCGAGGGAGAGGAAGAGGUUGAUGGGGGAGAUGAAGAGGUUGCAGGGGGAGCUGGAGGCGAAGAGCGGGCAGCUGUACCGGUUGCACGAUGUGCUUGAGGGGCAGAAGCAGGCUGGGCAAGUUAUGGAGGGGGAGGUGGUUGAUGUUACGGUGCUGGAGGGGCUGCCGGUGAGGGUUGAGGGGGGGGGGAGGACGGAAAGUGUUUUUGAAGGGUUUGAGUAA
Molecule: messenger RNA, 3495 nt
Organism: Podospora bellae-mahoneyi
Lineage: Eukaryota; Fungi; Ascomycota; Sordariomycetes; Sordariales; Podosporaceae
Exons: 1
Coding region: 1-3495 (1164 amino acids)
Molecular function (GO): microtubule binding
Source: RefSeq, a predicted model, not a curated record